Messenger RNA from Bufo gargarizans (Asiatic toad), 549 nucleotides. RefSeq names its product histone H2A type 1-like. Gene Ontology annotation, cellular component: nucleosome. The record is from RefSeq and is a predicted model, not a curated record. NCBI's taxonomy places the organism in Eukaryota, Metazoa, Chordata, Amphibia, Anura, Bufonidae. Gene Ontology annotation, molecular function: structural constituent of chromatin; protein heterodimerization activity; DNA binding. Bases 1 to 540 code for a protein of 179 amino acids. The transcript has 2 exons.
AUGGGCGGACCUGGAGGAGAACUGCACGGAGAGGCUGGGGGCGGGGCUGUUCCUGAACACCAGGCCCCGCCCUCCCGCUCUGAUUGGCUGAGCUCAGAAGUGCUGGAGGUUUUCAUUUUCAAGACUAGUCUGUACAGAGAAGAGAACGAUGUCUGGACGCGGAAACAAGGAGGCAAAGUGCGGGCUAAGGCCAAGACCCGCUCAUCCCGGGCAGGGCUCCAGUUCCCGGUCGGCCGUGUGCACAGGCUCCUCCGCAAGGGCAACUACGCCCAGAGGGUGGGCGCCGGCGCUCCCGUCUACUUGGCCGCUGUGCUCGAGUAUCUCACCGCCGAGAUCCUGGAGCUGGCCGGCAAUGCCGCCCGCGACAACAAGAAGACCCGCAUCAUCCCCCGUCACCUGCAGCUGGCCGUGCGCAACGACGAGGAGCUCAACAAGCUGCUGGGCGGAGUCACCAUCGCCCAGGGAGGCGUCCUGCCCAACAUCCAGGCCGUGCUGCUGCCCAAGAAGACCGAGAGCAGCAAGCCGGCCAAGAGCAAGUGAGCCCGGCUC